AUGUUGUCUGCCGACUCAAAACUCCGUUUCACCCUCUUCCGGGGCUUUCCCGGCACGGGUCACUACACCUGGUCUCCCUUUGUAACCAAACUCGAGGCACGCAUGCGUUUCGCAGGCAUCUCCUACCGCACCGAAUCUGGAUCACCGAGAACUGCGCCGCGAGGCAAAAUUCCAUACCUAACUAUCGAGUCGGAUGACAAUCAACCGCCCCAGACGGUCUCCGACUCCGCAUUGAUCAUCAAGGGUUUCGUGGAAAAUGGCAUAGUGGAAGACCUCAACGCCCAACUCAGUCCGGCAGAAAAGGCACAAGAUCUCGCCUUGCGCGCACUUCUAGAAGACCGGCUCUAUUUUCUCCAGGCCUAUGAAAAAUGGGUUCAGAACUUCUAUGCACAGCGCGACCAUCUCUUUGCCGCGAUGCCGUACCCCAUGCGAGUCAUUAUUGGGUAUCUAGUGUACCGGAAGAUGACACAGACACUUUACGGCCAAGGGACUAUGCGGUUUUCGCCUGAAGAGAUCAGCUCAUUCCGAGAUGAGAUCUGGGCUAAUCUCAAUGGACUUCUCACUACCGCGAAGCUCCAAAGGUCAGGCAAGGAUGACAAGGAAAAGCCAUUCUGGGUCUUAGGGGGAGAUAAUCCAACGGACGCCGACUCUGUGCUCUUUGGCUUUAUUGUCGGAGCGUUGAUCUGUUGCUCGUAA
Penicillium riverlandense is the source of this 696-nucleotide messenger RNA. Its product is annotated as glutathione S-transferase. The coding region runs from base 1 to 696 and encodes 231 amino acids. NCBI's taxonomy places the organism in Eukaryota, Fungi, Ascomycota, Eurotiomycetes, Eurotiales, Aspergillaceae. The record is from RefSeq and is a predicted model, not a curated record. The transcript is spliced from 2 exons.